Molecule: messenger RNA, 1065 nt
Organism: Carica papaya (papaya)
Lineage: Eukaryota; Viridiplantae; Streptophyta; Magnoliopsida; Brassicales; Caricaceae
Product: remorin 1.4-like
Source: RefSeq, a predicted model, not a curated record
CAGCCAGUUGAAACGACGGUUAACAUACACUCUUCUCUUCACCCUUCCUUUCUGAACUGUAAUGUCCUCGACCAACUGAUUCUCAUUUCCUCUCUCUCAGUUUUUUUUAUACUUCUGCAAAAUCUUAUCUGUUUGAAUUGUUCUUUUUACGAAGAAGACUCUCUGUGAGGAGUUCUGGUGGUGUCGUCGUCUCAAUUUUAGAGAAGAAAAAUGGCAGAGGAGCCAAAGAAGAUAGAGUCCGAGACACCGACUGAGCCUCCGUCGAAUCCGGCACCCGAACCCGUCGAAGCUCCCAAAGAUGCGCCCGAAGAGAAAUCUGUGAUUCCUCCUCCUGAAGAGAAGCGCGAUGAUGAGUCCAAAGCACUUGUUUUAGUCGAAAAGGCCCCGGAACCAACCGAGGUAAAAACCACUGAGGGCUCUGUUAAUCGAGAUGCUGUGCUUGCUAGAGUGGAAACAGAGAAGAGGGAAUCACUGAUCAAAGCUUGGGAGGAGAGUGAAAAAUCAAAAGCAGAAAACAAAGCACAUAAGAAACUUUCUGCGAUUGAAGCUUGGGAAAACAGCCAGAAAGCAUCUAUUGAGGCUGAGCUCAAAAAGAUUGAGGAGAAGUUAGAGAAGCAGAAAGCAGAGUACAUGGAGAAGAUGAAGAACAAAGUAGCCCUGAUUCACAAGUCUGCCGAAGAGAAGAGGGCGAUGAUUGAAGCUAAGCGCGGCGAAGAUUUUCUAAAGGCAGAAGAGACAGCUGCAAAAUACCGUGCCACAGGGAGUGCACCGAAGAAGCUCAUCCUUGGUUGCUUCUGAGUCUACAAGACAACCCUCAAAGAAAAUUUCAUGUAUUUGUAUAUUUCUCCAUUUCAGGCUAUUCCAAUUCGUUGUUUGUUCUGUUUGUUUAUGUGGUGAAGUGGGUCAGUUAUCAUUAUUGUGUGUGUAUAGUGUAUAUUAUUGUCAUAUCUUUGCCAUUUGGGUAAAAACUUUUUAACUUAUUGAAUUUGUAAGAAACCAUUUGUGUCAACACUUUAGCUUGAAAUUAUGUACAGCAAACAAAGAUGAAAACUUUAUACGCGGAUU